This is a messenger RNA of Prorocentrum cordatum, 2046 nucleotides long. The record is from the annotation of a GenBank genome assembly. Lineage: Eukaryota; Dinophyceae; Prorocentrales; Prorocentraceae.
AUGGUCGACGGCAGCGGCAAGACUGUUACUGACAGGCAAUCAAUCGCAGAUGUUUUUGCGGACUUCUAUGCGCAAUCGUACAAGGCAGAAGAUGCACCACGGCCGUCGGACGCAGGCGAAAAGGAGGACAGCCCCAUACCCGAAUUCACACUAGACCAGCUACGGGCGCACACAAGAAAAUUGAGGCGAGGGAAGUGUAAGGACCAGAGGAGCGUGAUUGCUGAAAUGAUCAAGAUUGGCGGUGAGCAGUUCGACGCGGGGAAGGACUUCAAGCCGCGCCUGCUGUCCACGCUCGUGCGCCAGCUCGAGCGCUACCGCGAGCUGCUUCCCUUGUGGGUCGAGCAGCGCAAGGCCGGACUGCUGCGCUGGGGGAGCAGGGUGCGGGUGCGCUUCACCGGCAGGGUCGAGGUGAGUCCGCCGUUCCGCACGCCGAAGUACUUCGGGCGCAAGCUGCAAUUCAGCGUCAACCACAGGGACUUCGUGAAUGGCUUCUACAACCCCAAGCUCGGGGCCAGCUACAUGAGGUGGCCCUUCGUGCUGCCGUACUCCAGAGAGGCCGACAGCCUCCUGCACUACCCCGACGUCUCGCAGGUCACGGGGAAGCUCGUCGACUGGUACCACGACGCCCCGAGCGACGGCUACGACGGCGCGCGGGUGUACGGGGAGAACACCCUGGAGCUCAAGGGGAUGCCGAUGGGCAAGACACCAGAGUACAUGCAGGAGCGCCUCCGGCGGUUCUUCUCCAAGUUCGGCCCCGUGCGCCACUGCCGCGCCGAGCCGCACCCGCUGGACCCCUACCAGUGCGAGGGCACGGCCUUCGUGAGCUUCCGGGACCGCAGCGCGGCGCUGCGGGCGCUGAGGGCGCCCCUGAAAUUCCCGGCCUCGCUGCACGACAAGGUGGUGAGCAUGCGGCACCUGGACUCGGACAAGGUGAGCGACCCGGACUACCACGAGAAGUGCAAGUUCUGGAACAGGGAGCUGCUUUCGGUGGCCCGCGCCCUCCACGCGCAGCUCGCCGGCGACCCGGAGCUGCGUCGCGACGGGAAGCCCCUGCAGGACGCUGGGGCCGGCCUCUACGAGAGGGAGCUGGUGGCCGUGCCGGGGGGCGCGGGCCUCACCGCCGGGCUCGGCGACGGCGCCCACCAGCAGCCGCCCCCUCGGGGCCGUGCUGGCAUCCCACUGCCGCGCGGCCUCGUUGGCGCACCCACGCGCCUGGUGCCGGCAGGCCCCGCCGUCGGGUGCCGCUUCGGCGGGUGGGCGAACUUCCUCGCCGAGCCGCCCCUGGACGAGCUAUUCGCGAUCGAGACCCCGCCGGCUGGCAGCGGCGACGGCGAGGGCGAAGCGCAGCAGCUCGUCGUGCGGCCGCGACUGGUGUCCAGCAUGCAGCGGGCACGGAUACUCGCGCGCGCGCGCAUCAUGCUCGACCGCCGCUUGCACGAGGAGUUCUCCGUGUGGUGGCGCGCUGGCAGGAUCCCGCUGCCGGAAUACACCCAACGGCGGAUCAAUUGGUGGGACCACAAGCCCACGCUGCCGAUAGACCUACAGAUCAUGUCGCGCCACACGCAGAUCCAUAAGAUCUUUGACGAGAGGUUCCUCUAUAAGGUGCAGAUCCUGAAGGCGCGCAACGAGAAGCGGCGGGAGCGGCGCGCCGAGUGGGCGGAGGAGCGCCAGAAGGUCCUGGCGGACCGGACGGCGGCCAGGCGGCAGAGGCGCGAGGAGGCCCUGAAGGCGGUCGAGGGCAUGGGCUGCAGGUCUCUGCCGGGCCUCUCCGCGGGCCUCGCGUCCACGCCCUGGUCGCCGUCGCCGCGGGCGCCGCGGUCGCCGCGGGACUACCCUAAGAGGCCGCCCCCCUCGCCGAACCUGGCGAGGCCGCCGCCUCUGCCGUAGGGCCGUUCGGGCCGGCCGGGCCUCUCCGCUUCCCUUCUCCUGCGUGCGGUGCUCUACCGCAGCCGGUCAGGGCGCGGGCACGCGUCUGGCUUCUGGGACCACGUCGCGGAGAGCACCAGCCGUCGCGGUCUGAAAGUGUUGCGGCCUGCAUCUCGACAA